Plectropomus leopardus (leopard coralgrouper) is the source of this 1502-nucleotide messenger RNA. The record is from RefSeq and is a predicted model, not a curated record. NCBI's taxonomy places the organism in Eukaryota, Metazoa, Chordata, Actinopteri, Perciformes, Serranidae.
UUAUACAUCGCUCUCCCUCCCAAAAGCAUGUGACCAUGUGAUCUCACUCACUGCAGACACAACUUGUGACCACAACAGCAGGAGAAAGAAGCAGCUCGGCGCGCUCUGCCAGAUAUAAACUGCCCCGCAACCACUCCGCAACCCUUCUCCAAUCUCUCCAUCUCCGACAGACAACAUGGACUGCGGGAUUUUCACGUCCAAGAGCGUCCUCCUCUUCCUCAGCCUGAUAUUUUGGGCUGCAGGAGCGGCGCUGGCCUACGUUGGCGCCUAUGUGAUCAGGAGCUACAACAGCUUUGACAGUUUCAUUCAGGACAAGUACACACUGAUCCCAGCUGCCAUAAUCAUUGGCGUCAGCGUGGUGAUGUUCAUCUUUGGUCUGAUUGGAUGCUGCGCCACAAUCCGGGAGUCCAAAGUCGGCCUUAGCUUUUUCUUUCUCAUAAUCAUGGUGAUCUUUGCCGCUGAAGUAGCAGCUCUGGUAUUUAGCUUCAUCUACCAAGGCAAGAUAAACGCAGACCUGGAGCGCUCUAUGAACGAAGUCUUCAUGAAAUAUGACGGAGAGGGCGGUGAUAACAACGCUGUGGAUAUCCUGCAGUCUCAGUUGCAAUGCUGUGGUGUCCUAAAUUACACCAGCUGGUCAAACACUACCUGGUUUAGCAGCCACAACAACACUGUGCCUAAGUCCUGCUGUAAAAACACCACAGAGUGCACUGGCAGAAUGGAUCAACCAGACCUGCUCAAUGUACAGGGUUGUGAAGUGAAGCUGGAUCGCAUCCUACAGGAUGUGCUGGGUUACGCCAUGCUGGUCAUUCUGGGCUUCGCCAUCAUCAAGUUCUUUGGGAUGCUGAGCGUUUGUGUGAUCACCUGUAAAUCUGGCAGCCGGAGGAGCGGCUAUCAGCCUCUGUAUGCCUGAGCCACCUCCUGCAACCGCCUCCCGCCUCCUCAUUUUGCUUGACUAGGUUUGCCGUUCACUCACUCAGCAGUGCACCUAUGCAUCCAGGCCAAUCAUUGUACAAAGUUUUAUUUAAAUUACGUAUGCACAUGUAGCAUACCUUGUCUCAGUCUAAGGGGGAUCACACCAGAGCAUUCCUCCACAUAUGAAAUCAGCACAAAUGUUCUUAUGUAUUGUUAUAUAAUUUCACUAAAUGUGGCUCUCAGGUGUGAGUAAUUGUCUAAAUUUCCAUCUGUGUGGAUUUUAUUGUAAAGUUUUCCAAAAUAUUCCAUAUAUUUGAGCAGUGCAUGGUAUAUGCGCCGUCUCAGUCCAGCUACUGUAUUAUUCUUUUACGCAUUUUGUCAUUAAAAAUGAAAGAACAGAGGUUUAUUACCUUAUUUAGGGCUACAAUAUUUAUAACCAAAUGAAUUCAGUAUAUACUUAUAUAUUUUAUGGUCAGUUACCAAUAUUGAAUUAAGUGACAGUUCACCGUAGCUUGACUUUGGUUUCGUUUAUUAUGUUUCUAAAUUAAAAGCUGAAAAAUUAAAAAUCAAUUUGGAUUUUGGUGCAGUUA